Messenger RNA from Orcinus orca (killer whale), 2187 nucleotides. RefSeq names its product chromosome 10 C3orf14 homolog (gene CEP15). Lineage: Eukaryota; Metazoa; Chordata; Mammalia; Artiodactyla; Delphinidae. The record is from RefSeq and is a predicted model, not a curated record. Bases 290 to 676 code for a protein of 128 amino acids. The transcript is spliced from 5 exons.
GUGCUUGCGCAAAGAUGGUGGCGUGGCCACGCCCAGGUCUGCACCGAGACCUAACGUCCGCACAGUCGGCGGCGCCCUCCCGGAAGAGGUCAGUGUGGGGUUCGGUGAGUGAGUGAGUGAGGUCCUACAGCAGGACGGCCUGCGGCUCAAGUUGUAUUUUUCCCUUCUGAGAGAACCAGUGGAUUGAGGUGCUGAAUGAUCAAAUGUUGCAAAGCUGAGGACAUGUGGUAGAAGUAACUUUAAAUGUUAUUAUUUAGCAGAAAGCUUAUAAAGGCAGCUUUGAUUAAAGAUGACGUCCCUGUUUGCCCAAGAAAUUCGCCUUUCUAAAAGACACGAAUACAUAGUAUCACAAAGAUUAAUGCUACUUCAACAAAUGGAGAAUAAACUUGGAGAUCAAAACAAGGAAAAGACCCCUCAGAUGCAAACAGCUGAGACUGCUUUACAAAGGAACCUUAGUCUUUUAAAGGAUAUAGAAGCGGCAGAGAAGUCUCUACAGACCCAGAAUCAUCCAGUUCCACCGCCUGAGGUGGCUUCUCUUGAGACUCUUUACUGGGCAUCAGUAGAAGAAUAUAUUCCCAAAUGGGAACAGUUUCUUUUAGGAAGAGCACCAUAUCCUAUUGGUGUUGAAAAUCCAAAUGAAGCAGAAGAUACCAUUCAAAAGGAGGUGCAGCAAUAGCUUCUUCACAUACUAUUUGAAAAACCUAUUUAGGAAAGCUGAGUGUUAAAGAAUAUGCAGAUCACUGCAGGAACUUUAGGAAUCAGACAUGUUCACAUUGUCUCAUUACUUCCUCAAUGACAAUGAAGAUUUGAGAAUCUACUUGGAACUUUCAGGCCAUCACUGGGAGACCUACUACUCUUUCAGUGUCAUGAAUUUGCUUUCUACCAAACCCAUGGAAGUCUUAAAAGCUGAUACUGAAAGGUGGACUGUUGAUUAAAUAAGCUGCUGAAUGAGUGUUGUGUGCUGUUAAAAAAAAAAAAGUCAUUUACUGUCACUAUCACCUAAACAGUGAAUACCAGUAGUUCUGAUUUUACAUCUUCUAUAAUCUUUACUUUUCAGUUAUUUUGUUAUGGGGAUAAGGCUCAGGAUCCAAGUGGUUGUUUGCUCACUCUUUUAGCUUUCUAACAAAUGAAAAGACAGUGACAGUCGCUUAGUAUAAUAAUAUUGAUCAGGAAAUAGAUUCAUAGGAUUUUGUCCCUCAUAGAUCACUGGACCUGUAAAAAUUCUCGAAGCAAGAACUGAACUACCAAGCAUUCAAUAAGUAGCCAGUUUCAGGAGGGCUCAGACUGGGUUCUGAAAAAGGACACCUAUUAGAGCUGGGAAUGGUCGCUGGAUUUUGACCUGGUUAUUUAAAGAUUGCCAACCCUGUGAACACAAGUAACUCUUCUCUCAUCUUUUCAUCUUUAAAUCUAUCCUUCCCUGUCCCUUCUAUUUUCUUUAUUUCUCAAACAACUGUCAGUCAGAAACUUUUGGGCCACAACCCUCAAUAGCUUUGGGAUUCCUCAAUCCACCACUGCUGGAGUGCUCAAAAAAAAAAUUCUGAUUUUUCUAAUUAUAAAAGCAGCUCCUGCUUAGGAGUCCACAUCACAAUGAAAGAUUUUCAAUUUUAAACUGGUUUGUGGUUUUAUAAGACGACAAUAGGACAAGCUAAAAAAAAAAAAAAAAGUCCAUUGUGCUGAUAAGUUCCUUUAAACUACCAUCUUGGAAAUAUCCUGUUGAGUGGGUGUUGGUGUGGGUAACAAUAAUGUUGUUUUCAUAGCAUGUGCUGGCAGAUGAGCACACUUCUCUACAGUGUUAACAGUUGUAAUUAAGGAAUAAACAGCACAGAGUGUCAGUCCGAUGACAAUUUCAUCUAUAGUGUCACAAUACAAAAUGUCACAAAAUAUUAGAACUGUUAUAUAACUAUAAAAAGGAUUGGCUUAAAAGCCAAAAGCGCUUUAAAAAGGAAGACAGAGAAAGAAAGAAAAAAGAAAACUGGCAUAGGGACCAAAACCGUUUUAUACCUUCUCAAGACUGUUCUGUCACGAAAAUAAAUUGAUAUAUUUUUUUUUCUCCUGUUACAUUACAGUUUGGUUUCUAGCCAUCCAGUUGAUUUAGCAGGAGAAUGCAGGGCUUUUUAGCAGCUUUGAAUUGGUAAACAGAUUUAGAUGUAGUAGAGAGAACAUGAGGAAGUUUUUUUUUUUUUUUUU